Messenger RNA from Phyllopteryx taeniolatus (common seadragon), 7806 nucleotides. RefSeq names its product MICAL-like protein 1. NCBI's taxonomy places the organism in Eukaryota, Metazoa, Chordata, Actinopteri, Syngnathiformes, Syngnathidae. Gene Ontology annotation, molecular function: protein binding. The transcript is spliced from 14 exons. The record is from RefSeq and is a predicted model, not a curated record. Bases 395 to 2743 code for a protein of 782 amino acids.
CGAGUGUGGAGCACAGCAAGAUGGAUGGACAGCCACUGAUUUUUUUUUUUUUUUUUUGUAAUUACUUGCGGACCUCUGCUAGCAAAUGAACCUGGAUGUGCACUACAUUUGGACGUUUUCCUGUGGUUUGUGUUGAAAAGUGACUGCUGUGACUGGAUCCUGACCAGCCAAGUUGCGUUAAUUCGGGAUAACGCUAAAAAUCGACUUUUGUAAACUUCCUCGUAUGGCAUUUUUCUCGAGAUAAUCAGUGCUAACGUGACUACCUGCACCGUUGUUUCCUAACGUCGGUGUACAAUUGACAGGGCGUGUGCUAAAUGUAGCCCUCGAGCUGGUUUCCGUUUCCCCUCCACGUUGUUGUGUUGAUGUAUUGUCACGCUGACCCACCCCUCAUGUCAUGAGGUUCAGCGGCACACAUGACACGAUGGCAUCGAGAGAGGUUUUGCUCAAAUGGUGCAGCCAAACAUGCGCCACGUACCCACAAGUGGAAAUCACCAACUUGUCCACCUCAUUCCGAGAUGGACUUGCCUUCUGUGCCAUCAUCCACAAACACCGCCCAGAUCUCAUAGAUUUCAGAGAUCUCUCCAGAGCCAAUGUUUAUGAAAACAACCAACUGGCCUUUCAGGUUGCAGAGACAAAGCUCGGCAUCCCCGCGUUCCUGGUCCCUAACGAAAUGCUUGCCACCGAGGUGCCUGACUAUUUGAGUGUCAUCACCUACCUCUCCCAGUAUUACCACUACUUCAGUGGGUUAUCCAAUGCUGGUACUUCCAGUUUGAGGUCAUCACACAUCAAUUCAUCAAACAAGCUUUCGGCUUCUCUGCCUGCCAGUGAAAAUAAUCAUUGCUCUGAUAGAAGUCUACACAAUGUCUGUCACUUUUGUAUCAAAACUGUUCAUCUUAUUCAGAGACAUGUAAUCCACGGAGAGAUCUGGCAUCGCAGUUGUUUCAGAUGCAAUGUGUGCCACUGCACCCUUGCAGCAGGCUUUUACACUCCAGGAAAGGAUGCUGGCUGUUUCAUUUGCUCUGACCACAUAACAGAUGGUGCAAAGAAUCAAGCUGAUGAUGAGAAGUUUCAGUUUUGCGAAGAUUGCAUGUCUCUUGAUGGAUUGAAUCUCCUCAGUGUCCCUCAAUACUCUGAGAAAACAAAGUCACGUGAUAGACUGGUUUAUGCACCACUGGAGAUAGAGCAAACAGCACAGAAUGAGUCAUCUCACACACAGAGAAACAUGUCAAAGCCACCAUCUCCUCAACCUGUCCCAGUAAGCGCUGAAGAGACAAGUGAUGGCAAAGAUGAAUUGCCAUCGGUUGUGGCAGGAAACUGCGAGCAGAAGGAAGAGGCAAAUAUUGAAGAGUCCUCGGAGUCCUCAUCACCUUAUGUACCAGUACCUGGAGGAAGUAAGCAGCUGGAACCCGAACAGAUGUCAGUUUCCGUCUCUGCACCCAGGAAUCAACCUGCCCACACAGUGAGCAGCACCUCAGGCAGUUCCACCGUUCAAAGUCAGUCUUCCACUUUUUCAUCCUCCACUUCUUCAUCUCGCAUCAGGAGCGUUAAAAGUACUGUGAAAAGCAACCAUCCAUGGCUAGGAAUCAUCCAUCCCGGACCUUGGACACAACUGCCUCCUGUUCAAUCCCCUGGACCCCCCAUCCAUUCUAAACGUGGUCCAAAUGGCCAGGUUUAUUGGUACAGACCAAGGGUCCCUCCUCCCAAUCCUUUUAGUGGGGACCUGGACGAGGAGGAUGUGGUCAAAACAGAGCCACAUCUCAAAGACACUCACAUUGGCGUUACCAGUCAACAUGGUUGUUCAGAUUUGGAGAGAAACAUAUCCCUGCCAACGACCUCCAAUGUCCCACAAAUAGUAAACAGUAGUCCCAUUUUGCCAAGAAGUCUUUCUGUACCGGCUGUUAAAUCUGCAAACCUACCUUUUGACAUGACAGAGGAUAAUAAAUCGCCCUCCGCAUCACAAAUAAAGGUUUGCAAAGAGAAGGACCAUUUUGAUGCAAAAACGGAAAUGCCCAAAUCAAACACAUGCCAGGCCCUCAGAUCUGGACGGGCUCCUGCUCCUGGACAUGGCUUCCCACUCAUUAAAAGGAAGGUGCAGGCAGACCAGUAUGCUUCUGCAGCUGAUCUGCAGGUGGAGACAAGACAAGUGAAAAAACAGCUUGAGACACUGGAAGAAAGAGGCGUAGACUUGGAGAUAAAUCUAAGACAGUGCAAGAAUGGUUCAUUGUGCAUUCUGUUUUCAGUCAAAUGUGUAUUGUACACACUAUGUAAAACACUGAGAGGACAAUACUUAUAUUUCUUUUUAAUUUUAGACAAAGAGGAAGAACGUCUGGUGACCGAAUGGCUUGCUCUUACCCAUGAGAGACAAUUCCUGAUGCGACGAGAUACCGAGCUAGUUUAUCUGACUAAGCAGCAAAGAUUGGAGGAGAAACAGGCAGAUGUGGAGUAUGAGCUUCGACGUCUCCUCAAUAAACCAGAGAGCGUCUGGAGUCAAGAAGAUCGAGGUCGAGAGCAAAGUCUGAUGGCCGAGCUGCUUGUCAUCAUCGAGCAGAGGAACCAGAUAGUCAGCAUUUUAGAUCAAGACAGGAAGAGGGAGCGAGAAGAGGAUGCAAUUUCGGGAGAGAUGAUCAAGAACCAAGAGAUCCAGAAAGAAGGACUGAAAGAGCUCAAGAAGUCAAAAGGAAAGUUCAAGCCUUCAAAGGUCUUUAAGAAGCUGAACCAGAAAGACUCCGUGGACAAGAGCUGAAGAUCUGUCGAGACUCCACAAGAAUCAACGCAAAGAAAAAUUCCAAGACCACAAAUAAAGUUUAUCUUGUAGAGUGGGUACGGAAAGUAUUCAGACCCCCUUAAAUUGUUCACUCUUUGUUUAUAUUGCAGCCAUUUGCUAAAAUCAACAUUUCAAGUUAAAUUUUUUCCUCAUUAAUGUUCACACAGCAUCUCAUAUUAACAGAACAAAAACGGAAUUGUUGAAAUUUUUGCAAAAUUAUUAAAAAAGAAAAACUGAAAUAUCACACAGCCAUAAGUAUUCAGACCCUUUGCUCUGUAUUUAGUAGAAGCACCCUUUUGAGCUAAUACAGGCAUGAGUCUUUUUGGGAAAGUUUUUCACACCUGGAUUUGGGGAUCCUUUGCCAUUCCUCCUUGCAGAUCCUCUCCAGUUCUGUCAGGUUGAGUUGUUCUGAAGCCAUCAUUAUUUUAGCUGUGUGCUUAGGGUCAUUGUCUUGUUGGAAGGUGAACCUUUGGCCAGUCUGAGGUCCUGAGCACUCUGGAGAAGGUUUUUGUCGAGGAUAUCCCUGCCCUUGGCCGCUCUUUCCUUCGAUUGCAACCAGUCGUCCUGUCCCUGCAGGUGAAAAACACCCCCACAGCAUAAUGCUGCCACCACCAUGCUUCACUGUUGGGACUAUAUUGGACAGGUGAUGACCAGUGCCUGGUUUUCUCCACACAUACCGCUUAGAAUUAAGGCCAAAACAUUCUAUCUUGGUCUCAUCAGACCAGAGAAUCUUAUUUCUCAUCAUCUUGGAGUCCUUCAGGUGUUUCCUUUUCAGCAAAGUCCAUGCAGGCUUUCAUGUGUUUUGCACUGAGGAGAGGCUUCCAUCGGGCCACUCUGCCAUAAAGCCCCGACUGGUGGAGGGCUGCCGCAAUGCUUGACUUUCUAGAACUUUCUCCCAUCUCCCGACUCCAUCUCUGGACCGCAGCCACAGUGAUCUUUGGGGACUUCAUUUCCUCCCUCACCAAGGCUCUUUUCCCACGAUAGUUCAGUUUGGCCGGACGGCCAGCUCUAGGAAGGGUUCUGGUCGUCCCAAACGUCUUCCAUUUAAGGAUUAUGGAGGCCACUGUGCUCUUAGGAACCUUAAGUGCAGCAGAAAUUAUUUUUGUAACCUUGUCCAGAUCUGUUCCUUGCCACAAUUCUGUCUCUGAGCUCUUCAGGCAGUUCCUUUGACCUCAUGAUUCUCAUUUGCUCUGACAUGCACUGUGAGCUGUAAGGUCUUAUGUACACGUUAUGUCUUUCCUAAUCAAAUCCAACCAGUAUAAUCAAACACAGCUGGACUCCAAUGAAGGUGUAGAACCAUCUCAAGGAUGAUCAGAAGAAAUGGACAGCACCCAAGUGCUGAAUAAGUGUCACAGCAAAAGGUCUGAAUACUUAUGGCUGUGUGAUAUUUCAGUUUUUCUUGAAUAAAUCUGCAAAAAUUUUAAAAAUUACGUUUUUUUUUCUGUCAAUAUGGGGUGCUGUGUGUACAUUAAUGAGGAAAUAAAUGAACUUAAAUGAUUUUAGGAAAUGGCUGCAAUAUAACAAGUGAGUGAAAAAUUGAAGGGGCUCUGAAUACUUUCCGUACCCACUGUAUGUACUGUAUAUUUUUGAAAUGCUAUCAGUAUGCAAGUUUCAUUACAGAUAUAGGUGCAUCUCAUUAAAUUACAUUAUCGUGAAAAUUUUAAUUUCAGUAGUUUAAUUCAAAAUACGGAAACUCAUUACAGACAGAGUGAUACCAUUAUUUUAUUCAUUAAAACCUGUAAAAUAGUGUAAAGCUAACACAAAUGUCACCUCUUCUUUUCCUUUGGGCUUAUCUCUUUAGGGGUCGCCACAGGGCGUCAUCCUUUUCCUUGUAAGCCUGCAUCCUCAUCUCGAACACCAACUGCCCUCAUGUCUUCCCUCACAACAUCCAUCAACCUUCUCUUUGGUCUUCCUCUCGCUCUCUUGCCUGGCAGCUCCAUCCUCAUCAUCCUUCGACCAAUAUACUCACUAUUUCUCCUCUGGAUGUGUCCAAACCAUUGAAGUCUGCUCUCUCUAACUUUGUCUCCAAAACAUCGAACCUCGGCUGUCCCUCUGAUGAGCUCAUUUCUAAUUUUAUACAACCUGGGCACUCCGAGAGUGAACCUCAACAUCUUCAUUUCCGCCACCUCCAGCUCUACUUCCUGUUGUCCCUUCAGUGACACUGUCUCUAAUCCGUACAUCAUGGCUGGCCUCACCACUGUUUUAUAAACUUUGCCCUUCAUCCUAGCAGAGACUCUUCUGUCGCAUAACACACCUGACACCUUCCUCCACCCGUUCUAACCUGCUUGGACCCGUUUCUUCACUUCCUGACCACACCCACCAUUGCUCUGGACGGUUGACCCCAAGUAUUUAAAGUCCUCCACCCUUGCUAUCUCUUCUCCCUGUAGCCUCCCUCUUCCCCCACCACCCCUCUCAUUCAUGCACAUAUAUUCUGUCUUACUUCGGCUAAUCUUCAUUCCUCUGCUUUCCAGUGCAUGCCUCCAUCUUUCAAACUGUUCCUCCACCUGCUCACUGCUUUCACUGCAGAUCACAAUGUCAUCUGUAAACAUCAUGGUCCACGGGGAUUCCAGUCUAACCUCAUCUGUCAGCCCAUCCAUCACCAUUGCAAACAGGAAGGGGGUCAGGGCUGAUCCCUGAUGCAGUCCCACCUCCACCUUAAAUUUGUCUGUCACACCAACAGCACAACUCACCACUGUUCUGCUGCCCUCGUACAUGUCCUGUAUGAAUCUAACAUACUUCUCUGCCACUCCAUACUUCCGCAUUCAGUACCACAGUUCCUCUCUGGGUACUCUGUCAUAGGCUUUCUCUAGAUCUACAAAGACACAAUGUAGCUCAUUCUGAGCUUCUCUGUACUUUUCCAUCAUCAUCCUCAAGGCAAAUAAUGCAUCUGUGGUACUCUUUCAAGGCAUGAAACCAUACUGCUGCUCGCAAAUACUCACUUCUGUCCUGAGUCUAGACUCCACUACUCUUUCCCAUAACUUCAUUGUGUGGCUCAUCAACUUUAUUCCUCUAUAGUUCCCACAGCUCUGCACAUCACCCUUGUUCUUAAAAAUGGGCACCAGCACACUUUUCCUCCAUUCCUCAGGCAUCUUCUCAUGCGCUAUAAUUCUAUUGAACAAAUUGUCAAAAACUCCACAGCCACCUCUCCAAGAUGCUUCCAUACCUCCACAGGAAUGUCAUCAGGACCGACUGCCUUUCCAUUUUUCAUCCUCUUUAAUGCCUUUCUAACUUCCCCCUUACUCAUCAUUGCCAUUUCCUGGUCCACCACACUUGCCUCUUUUACUCUCCCUUCUCUCUCAUUUUCCUCAUUCAUCAACUCCUCGAAGUAUUCUUUCCAUCUAGCUAGCACACUGCUGGCACCAGUCAACAUAUUCCCAUCUCUAUCCUUAAUCAACCUAACCUGCUGCACAUCCUUCCCAUCUCUAUCCCUCUGUUUGGCCAGCCUGUAUAGAUCCUUUUCUCCUUCUUUAGUGUCCAACCUGCCAUAUAUGUCAUCAUAUGCCUCUUGUUUGGCCUUUGCCACCUCUACCUUUGCCCUGUGUCGCAUCUCAAUGUAUUCCUUUCGCCUCUCCUCUGUCCUCUCAGUGUCCCACUUCUUCGUAGCUAACCUUUUUCCUUGUAUGAUUUCCUGUACUAUGAGGUUCCACCGCCAAGUCUCCUUCUCUCCUUUCCUGCCAGAAGAUACACCAAGUACUCUCCUGCCUGCCUCUCUGAUCACCUUGGCUGCAGUGGUCCAGUCUUAUGGAAGCUCCUCCUGUCCACCAAGAGCCUGUCUCACCUCUUCCCGAACAGCUGCACAACACUCGUCCUGUCUCAGCUUCCCCCACAUAGUUUUCUGCUCUGCCUUUGUCUUCCUAAUCUUCCUCCCCAGUCAUCUUACACACUACCAUCCUAUGCUGUCUAGCUACACUCUCCCCUACCACUACCUUACGGUCGGUAACCUCCUUCAGAUUACAUUGUCUGCACAAAAUGUAAUCCACCUUCGUGCUUCUACCUCCGCUCUUGUAGGUCACCCUAUGUUCCUGCCUCUUCUGGAAAAAAGUGUUCACUACAGCCAUUUGCAUCCUUUUUGCAAAGUCUACCACCAUCUGUCCCUCCAAGUUCCUUUCCUGGAUGCCGUAGGUCACAUCCUACUUGUGGGGCAUAGCCACUAAUCACAAUAUACAUAACACCCUCAAUUUCAAGUUUCAUCCUCAUCACUCAAUCUGAUACUCUUUUCACCUCCAAGACAUUUUUAGCCAACUCUUCUUUUAAAAUAACCCCUACUCCAUUUCUCUUCCCAUUUUCACUAUGGUAAAAUAAUUUAAACCCUGCCCCUAAACUUCUAGCCUUACUGCCUUUCCACCUGGUCCCCUGGACACACAAUAUAUCAACCUUUCUCCUAAUCAUCAUGUCAACAAACUCCUGAGAUUUUCCUGUCAUCGUCCCAACAUUCAAAGUCCCCACAUUCAGUUCUAAGCUCUGUGCUUUCCUCUUCCCGUUCUGCAGAAGAACCCGGUUUCCACCUCUUCUUCUUCGACUUCAACCCACAGUUGCUUAAUUUCCAACGGCGCUCUGCAGGUUGACGGCGCCGGUGGCGGACGUUGUUAACCUGGGCCACGACCGGUCUGGUAUGGAAUUCUUUGGAUGAACGCUCAUAUUUGUUUGGCAAAAUUUUAAGCCGGACGCCCUUCCUGACGCAACCCUCUGCAUUUAUCCGGGCUUGGGACCGGCCUACAGUUUGCACUGGCUUGUGCCCCCCAUAGGGCUGCAUUGCUAACACAAAUGUCACCAUCUCAGGGAAUUUGAGUAUUGCAUUACAGUCUAAAUAAUUUUUAAUAUACGCAUUAGAUAAGAGCUGACGUUCUGAAAAGUAUGUUCCGAUGUGUUUAAUUAAUCUGUAUAAUAUGAGUUUCACUUUUUUGUCAGUAGAAUAGGCUUAAUGUACUUUUCUACGAUGUUCAUUUCUUUAGAGGCACUUGUAUGUGAGAAAAAAUAAUAUGUACAUAAAAGUUCUCUGAAGUUCCAUUUAUUAGAAUAAAAAUUUCUAAUUUGAGACAACC